Molecule: messenger RNA, 2505 nt
Organism: Racocetra fulgida
Lineage: Eukaryota; Fungi; Glomeromycota; Glomeromycetes; Diversisporales; Gigasporaceae
Source: the annotation of a GenBank genome assembly
GAAACUACUCAUUUAUCUAUAGAGGAUUUGGCCAACUGGCUAGCGAAUCCUAAAAUAAAAAACAACCCAACUAUUAUUAAUAAAAAGGUUCCAAAAACAGAUGCAGAAUGGUUUGAUUUAAUGGAAAAGACUCCUAGUAGAUCACAAAAGAAAACCCCAACUCCUGCAAUCAUUGACCAAAGGGAUGAGUCUAAAGAUAAUCCAAAAGAUAUAGAUAAAAAAGUGUUUUGGCCGGUCCUAUUUCCAGACGAUGAAAUGCAUCAAAAAGUAUGGCAAAAGGGAAUUCAGACAGCAAAAGAUAUGUUUAAAGUAGAUGGUGCUGAAUAUACAUUUUCAACCUGGUUUGCAAUAGAGAAAGAGGAAAUGUAUGAAGCUGGAAUGACUAAAGAGCGUGUCAAGAAAAUUUUAAAUGCAAUAGAUGAUGAUAGGUUUCUUAUAAGGGUAAAAUUUAUUCGGCCAAAUAAUGAUAAUUUCAAAAUUAUUGACAAAUAUGAGCCUAUACGUGAGUCAAAAAAGGCUGAUAAGAAAUUCGUUCCAGGAGGUCCAAAUGUUAUUCUUACAAAAAAGAUGAAACCAGGCUUUUGGGUUGGAAUUGAUAGAAAGUUUUUAGUUAGAGAAAUUCAAAUUAAAAGCUCUGAUUUUAAAGAACUUACUGCUAAUGCACCAGAUAGUAAUCGAUUAAUGCCAAUGAAAGAUGAUGCACUUAAUUGUGUGGCCCAACGAGUAAUAGAGCAUUUUGAAAAAGCAAAAAGAGGAUAUGGGCUUACAAAUAUACGUAAACAAAAAAUUAGCACUUGGGAAAAAAGAAUGCGUCAACCUGGUGCUCGGGUAGAGGAUGUAGUAGAAUUAGAAAGAAUACUUAAGAGGCCAAUCAAAUUGCUUGAUAUUACUCACAGGACCAUUUUUAAUAGUGGAAAAUAUCGAACAGGUAGGUUUGAAGAGAUUGAGAUAAUCCAAUCAAUAUCCCAAUUUGUCCUAGAAGAUGGUCGUAUAUUUAGAACAUGGAUGAAGCAUACAGAUAUUAUAAAAGCAUAUAAAGAAUUAUUUGAGGAUGCGGUAGACUGGCAAUUUCAAGAAGGAAUAAUUAGUGAAGAAAAAAAGCAGGAAUCCCUAGAAUCACUAAAAAUAGUUGAGUUAGCAGAGCAAGUAUUCGAAGCAAACCAUGCCGGAAGCAAACUUGCCAAUGAAAUUAAUGAUUGGCAUCCAACUCCGGUCAGUGUACAUGAAAAUAUAAAGCAAUCUUGUGUUGAACACGGACAUGAAGGACGCUGGAAUGCGUCUAAUUAUCAAAUCAGAGAUGUUCGAUUUGGUCAUCCAACGCAUCAUCUUGUUCGAGUAGCAGUAAAUGGAGAAUUGCCACAAGAUGAUAUCACCAGAUUUGCACAGAUAAGAUCCUUUAAAUUUGUUCCUAAUAUUCAUUCAGCAAUUCCUGUUUGGUAUAGAAAACACUUUGCUUGCCGAAGUGGAGAAGGAUGUGGGAAGGCAAAAGGCUGGACACCUAUUGUACUUCUACGAUAUCUUCUCGAAGCAGGUAUCUUAGAAAGCAUAACUAUAGGAGAAGGAAAAUUCACACAGGGAAAUAAAGUUGAGGAAAAACGUCUUACUCAUCGAGUUGUAAUAGACGAAGGUGAGCUCGAUUUCUUAAUCCAGGAUUGUAUUAAAGAGGGAACAUAUGCAGGUAGUGAUAAAUGUCCGCUUGGACAUAUACUUAUAUACUACGAAGGCCAUCAGCCUCAAUAUACACAUUUACGAGCCUCAAUGUUAGCUUACGCCCAUAUAAACUUACUGGAAAUGCUUCGAAGAUUUGGCCCUAAUGAAGUACAAGUUAAGCAAAAGAUUAGCUAUCCCAAAGAUUCGGUAAAUACUAAAUUGGUUAAAGUAUUCCAAAAAACUAAAAUGCUUUUAGCGGUAGGAGAAUAUUUUCCAUGUAGCAAACAUAAACCAUUUGUUUGUUAUGAUUGCUUUUGGGAUUGGUAUGUUCAUAAAGGUUUUUGGGAAGUUAUCACUGAUAAGAAGCCAUCUAGCAAUACUAGUAUAGCCAUUACUAAAAUAUCUGAACCUCUAAAAGAAAAGAUUCUUUCAGAACCGAUUAGAGAAAUACAGCCUGGACAAUGGCGUGAUAAAGGAGAAAAAAUUUAUGGUCCAGAUCCUAAUGUUGUAUACUGGCCAAAAAAUAGGCAUUGGGAAUCGAUUAAAAAUAUUACCAAAAGUACUGCUCCAUCAAUUCAUGAUCCUAUUACAAGAUCCCGAGUUUCUUAUCUCAAUGGAGGUGGUGGUUCUGAAAAGACAACGCGUGCAAUUCGAAUCAUCAAAGAUAUAAACAUGGUUGUUUUCACCCAUACAAAUGUGCUAGCUAAAGAUUUUCAAAAUGACCGUAAAGAAGUCUUGACUAACUAUCGGGCCAAAUGCCCUAGAUUACAAGAGCUUAAGAAAAAAAUGCGAUGCCAAAAUAACAGAGUGCAGUCAGACUUAUUCCGUGAAGCACUUCCAGUUGCAGAAAAAUGA